GAGGAGGCCAAGAAGUAUAAGGAGGCGUCCAGUAAUUUGCCUAAAAAGGGUUGUCCCAAACGAGAAUCAUUGUGUAUGCAAUUAUUAGAGAAAUUCAAGACUCGUCUCUUGACUACGAAAGAGAGAAAAAACUCAGAAGAGUCGGAGGAAAAAGAGGGCAACACAUCAUCCGAUUGGCUCUCACAUCACCUCCAGUGCCAGAAAGAGGAGACCAUUUUGGCCAAAGACGCCAACUUAAGGAACGAAGAGGACUGGUAUGACAUCUAUGACCCCAGAAAUCCCAUCAAUAAGAGGCGGCGCGAAGAGGGGCUCGAGAAGAAUGCGAAGAAACCUCGCGUUAAAUAAUUGUUUCGAUUUCAUUAUAAAUACUUUCAUAGAAACCAUAUUAUUAUCGAUUGUUUUCUAAGAUUUAUUUUUACGCUUUCAGACAAUUUAUGACUUAUUUAUCACUUCCAAUGACUACAGAAUACAUUUGAAGAUUUCUUGUUUUCAGUAACACUAUUGUGAUAUUAAACUGUGAAUUCAUUUACACACAAUAGGACUGACACUUUGAAAUGUUAUUGAGUUGUGAGCUAUUAAUUGAUGGCUAACCGUAUCUAAAUUAAUCUUAAUUAAUCCAAAUUAUAUGUUUCUAACCCUUAAUAUUCUAAUAUUUAAAUUUUAUUUAUUUUUGCCUAAAAUAAUUGCAGUGAAAUAUGAAAGCAAAACAAAGUUGGUCUAAAAUGUCAGUUAACCUAUGAUUUAACUGUAAAUAUUGUUAAAUAGUUUACCAAUUCAAUAAAC
Molecule: messenger RNA, 783 nt
Organism: Oppiella nova
Lineage: Eukaryota; Metazoa; Arthropoda; Arachnida; Sarcoptiformes; Oppiidae
Source: the annotation of a GenBank genome assembly